AUGGUUAUUCGAUCACUUGAAGUGAGUAAAGUUUUGUUUCGACCUCAAGAAGAGAAUGAGGAACGUCUUGGUCCUGAGAUACCUUAUCUUAGUGCAAUUGGUGCACUUAUGUAUCUUGCUAAUGCUACGAGACCUGGCAUAGCAUUUUCUGUUAAUUUAUUAGAAAGAUAUAGUUCUUCCCCUACACGAAGACAUUGGAAUGGAGUUAAAGAUAUAUUGCAAUAUCUAAAGGGGACUAGUGAUAUGUGCUAUUUGUUCACAUAUGGAGGUACUACUAUAACAUGGAGAUCUACGAAGCAAUCCAUUGUCGCUACUUCUUCAAAUCAUGCUGAGAUAAUAGCUAUUCAUGAAGCAAGUAGAGAAUGUGUAUGGUUGAGAUCAGUAACACAUUUCAUCAAAGAAAGAUAUGAUUUGAAGUGUGAUGUCAAGGUACCCACAAUGCUCUUUGAAGACAAUGCUACAUGCAUAGCUCAAUUAAGAGGAGGCUUCAUAAAAGGAGAUAAAACUAAGCACAUUUCACCAAAAUUAUUCUUCACAGAUGAUCUCCAGAAGAAUGGUGAUAUUGAUGUACAAUAA
This is a messenger RNA of Solanum stenotomum, 576 nucleotides long. RefSeq names its product secreted RxLR effector protein 161-like. The record is from RefSeq and is a predicted model, not a curated record. The transcript has 2 exons. The coding region runs from base 1 to 576 and encodes 191 amino acids. Lineage: Eukaryota; Viridiplantae; Streptophyta; Magnoliopsida; Solanales; Solanaceae.